AUGGAAACUAUGGCUUUACAGUUCAAAUCAAUGUGUCCGUUCCUGAAGAAUGCAUCUCCGGCAACCCUUCGCUCGUUUACUACGAGCUCACAUCAGUUUCCACAUCGCAAUAGCGACAAGUCAAAACUUCUAGACGUAGCUCGUCUUUGUCCUGUUAUGGGUAAUGCUCUCAAAGCAAGACUUACCACUACUGAUAAAGUGUUAUCUACCCCUCAGUGUCGGAGAACCAGUAAGAGUAAAUUCCAUACAUAUUCGGCGUGCUCCAUCCCUGCAGAGUCCACUGCUCCGGUCGAAUCUAAAAAUUGCCCUAAAUCUGAAACGAAUUUUACUGAUAAAAAAUUUGAUUACGAGGCUUUUUAUAAGACAGAACUAGAUAAAAAACAUAAAGAUAAAUCAUACCGUUAUUUCAACAAUAUUAAUCGACUUGCUGCUGAGUUUCCGCGCGCUCAUUUACCAGGAAACCCAGAGAGAGUAACUGUCUGGUGCUCAAAUGAUUAUCUAGGUAUGGGACGAAAUGCUAAAGUUUUAAAAGCUAUGCAUUCUACCUUGGAUAUUUAUGGUGCUGGUGCUGGUGGGACAAGAAAUAUAUCUGGUCAUAAUCAACAGGCAGUGUCGCUUGAGUCAACUAUCGCUGAACUUCAUGCCAAGGAAUCAGCAUUAGUAUUUACUUCCUGCUAUGUAGCCAAUGAUGCUACUCUAGCUACGUUGGGAAGUAAAUUACCAGAAUGCGUAUUUCUAUCUGAUGCCCUCAAUCAUGCGUCUAUGAUUCAGGGUAUCCGUCACUCUGGGGCUAAAAAGCUCAUAUUUGCGCAUAAUGACCUCAAUGAUCUUGAAGCAAAAUUAGCAUCUAUUCCCAGCUCCACACCUAAAAUAAUUGCAUUUGAAAGUGUGUACAGCAUGUGUGGCUCUGUAGCACCUAUCAGCGAAAUCUGUGACUUAGCAAAAAAGUAUAAUGCGCUUACGUUUCUUGACGAGGUUCAUGCAGUCGGUAUGUAUGGACCGCACGGUGCAGGAGUGGCUGAACAUCUAGACUAUGGUGCCCACGCAGCUGGAAAGCCGCAAGGGACUGUCAUGGACCGAGUCGAUAUCAUUACUGGUACGCUCGGCAAAGCUUACGGUUGUGUUGGUGGCUAUGUUGCCGGGUCUCUCAAUAUGAUAGAUGCAAUACGGUCGCUUGCUGCCGGCUUCAUUUUUACUACAUCUUUGCCACCAGCUGUCAUGGCGGGCGCCAAUAUGGCAAUCCGUUAUCAGAUGGAGUAUCAGCGCGAUAGACAACUGCAGCAGCUACAUACAAGGGCUGUAAAAGACGAGCUGAUAGCACGAGAUAUCCCAGUGAUGCAAAACCCAUCACAUAUAAUACCUGUUCUGGUGGGUAAUGCUGAAACCGCCAGAGCUGCAUCAGAUCUCCUUCUCACGAAACAUAACAUCUAUGUACAGAGUAUUAAUUACCCUACAGUCCCUGUGGGAAAAGAAAGGCUUCGUAUAACCCCAACUCCUAGUCAUACAAGUGCAAUGCAAAAGGAACUUAUCAAAGCCCUUGAGUCAGUCUGGACUGAACUAGGGAUCAGGCGCAUAUCAGAUUGGGACAAAGUGGGUGGAUUUCCUGGUGUUGGACAGCGACAUUUAAUUCAAGCUGCGCCGCUAUGGAGCGAUCUGCAACUUCGACUAAGUGAGCAAGAGUGA
Blumeria graminis f. sp. triticale is the source of this 1683-nucleotide messenger RNA. NCBI's taxonomy places the organism in Eukaryota, Fungi, Ascomycota, Leotiomycetes, Helotiales, Erysiphaceae. The record is from the annotation of a GenBank genome assembly.